Molecule: messenger RNA, 2028 nt
Organism: Silurus meridionalis
Lineage: Eukaryota; Metazoa; Chordata; Actinopteri; Siluriformes; Siluridae
Gene: mettl17
Product: methyltransferase like 17
Exons: 14
Coding region: 393-1745 (450 amino acids)
Biological process (GO): translation
Cellular component (GO): mitochondrial small ribosomal subunit
Molecular function (GO): methyltransferase activity; structural constituent of ribosome
Source: RefSeq, a predicted model, not a curated record
CUCCUGCUAUUUAUUUAAAAGAUGGAGCGGGGGGAGAGUAGUCUGAAUUGGGUUCCGGUCAUAUGACCGGCUCACACAUCGCACUCAUUCGCUAGCCGCGUGCGUUUCCAAGGCCGCGCGAGCGCCGCAUCGGUCGGUAACUGCGCUAUAUCGGCAGAGAGCGACGUCUCGUGCAUUCAGCGUCCCGCUGGCUCCACCGUGUCUGUGCGCGCGCUCAUCUUGGUCAGAUGAUGCCCUGUAAGGGCAGCUAUUGGCUCCUGUCUCAGACCUUCCCCGAGGUGAUUGGUGGAGUGACGGAGCACUCAGCACGUGACCUCUACAGUGAGCUUCCUCCCGCUCCGGAAGAAGACGGGAGUGGUUGUGCUUUAUAAACCCUGUGUGAGGUGAAAGGAAUGUCGGUCAUGGUGCAGGAAUGGAGCAGAGGUACAAGUUGUAAGACUGUUGCAGUGCCAUUCAUCCAUCCUGAGUUUAUAAGAUCAUCUUCACACCGUAAACACCCCGGAGUGACCAACCUUAAAACCCUCCAACUUCCAAAGGAACUGCAAAAUGGAGCACUGUCUGUGAUCUACAAGUCGGAGAUGAAGGAUCUUUCAGAGAGAGCGCACAAGCUGACAAACUUCCUAUGGAGUAGGAAACGAGCUGUAGAGAGCCGUGAACUGAGAGAAAGAGCAAACAAACUGGAGAAGAAGUGGAAGGAGAAGGUGGAGGAGCAGGAGAGCAAUAAAAACCCAGCCUCCUUUGACACUCGAAUCAGGAAGAAAGUUUUAUCAGAGCUGAAGAGAACAACAUACCACUGGACCCCUUUAAAGUACGACGCUGAUCUCGCACUGGUCUACAUGCUUGCCAGGUUAGCAGGUGGCUAUGCUGCUGUGAUGAGGGCUCUUUUUGAGAUAAAGAAGAGAGACUCGUCAUUCACUCCUCGUUCACUGCUGGACUUUGGCUCUGGAGUGGGCAUGGCUCUGUGGGCUGCACACACACACUGGGGAGACUCUCUGAAGGAGUAUGUGUGUGUCGAUGCCUCUGCAGCCAUGAACAGUCUGGCUAAGAGACUUCUCACAGGAGACAGUGAAGGAGACGAGCCUCUCAUCAAACACGUUUACUUCCGCCAGUUUCUUCCUGUUUCUCCAAAGGUUCAGUCUGAUUUGGUUCUUGCUGCUUUCUCAUUAUCAGAGUUGCCCAGUCAGGAGGAGCGAGAGGAGACACUGCUCACACUGUGGAGGAAAACACACUCCUACCUGGUUUUAGUAGAAAACGGAACAAAAGAAGGGCAUCAGAUCAUCAUGGAGGCCAAAGAUGUCUUACUGAAGAGGGAAGAGACAGUGAGUGGUGUUGGGAGGCCGGUGGUGUUUGCUCCUUGCACUCAUCAGCAGCCAUGUCCCAAACUACUGAAGCAGCCAAUCACACCCUGUAACUUCCUGCAGCCAUACUUCCCACUUCCUUUGUCUGGGAACAGUGACCCUGUACAGGAGCGAUUCAGUUAUUUGGUGUUGUCGCGGACGGCGCUUCAGGAGUCUGAGGCAGUGCAGUGGAGCAGAAUCGUUUCUCCUCUCAGCAGACAAGCAAGACAUGUGCAGUGUACCAUCUGCUGCUCCAACGCACAACUCCAACAACUAGCCAUUACCGCAAAGCAUCAUGGGAGAGACUCGUACCGCUGCGCUCGCAGCAGUGACUGGGGAGACCGACUGAACACCGUCCUCACCGACACACACACACAGAGACACAUAGAGACAAAAAAGACGGAGUAGUGAACGAGAGAAACACACUCAGAAACACAGAGCAGUGAACAAGUGAAACACACAAGUAAACUUCCUGUCAGAUGUGCUGAAGACCUGGUUCUGCUGGUUCCUGAUGGGUUCCGAUUGUCUGUAGUGGUAAUGAAAGCAGGACAUGUCUGCUGGAGAACACUGAACUCAGAACCCAUUAAUUCUGAAAUAUAUCAAGACAAUGGUCAUGAAUUACCCAGAAUGCUAAACAUGGUGGAUGAAGCGGUUUAUUAACUUUUGCAAAUAAAAGCCGAUGUUUCGAGAA